Molecule: messenger RNA, 1624 nt
Organism: Anopheles coluzzii
Lineage: Eukaryota; Metazoa; Arthropoda; Insecta; Diptera; Culicidae
Gene: Rpt1
Product: 26S proteasome regulatory subunit 7
Exons: 5
Coding region: 177-1481 (434 amino acids)
Biological process (GO): proteasome-mediated ubiquitin-dependent protein catabolic process
Cellular component (GO): proteasome regulatory particle, base subcomplex
Molecular function (GO): proteasome-activating activity; ATP hydrolysis activity; ATP binding
Source: RefSeq, a predicted model, not a curated record
CGAAGUCUGUUGGCGUUUCACUUCGAUUUGCUUGUCAUUGUGAGAAAUUUGGCGAAUUCAUUCUCACCUCCAGCAAACAAGUUUUCCUACCGAAAAGCCGAUCACAAACCCACGAUUUGCUGUUUUUAUUACCGUUUUUGCUGCUUCGUUUCUGUCCAGGUAUCAAAUAAUCCAAAAUGCCGGACCAUCUGGGAGACGAUAUGCGUAAGGUGAAAUCCGACAACAAAGAGGUUGAGCCUGAAAUAGAAGCUCUUGAUGAGGUUGAUAUCGAGCUGCUGAAGACGUAUGGCCAAGGGCAGUACCAUAAGUCGAUCAAGCAAAUCGACGAAGACAUCCAGAAGGCGAUGAAGCAGGUGAACGAACUGACGGGCAUCAAGGAAAGCGAUACCGGGCUGGCACCGCCGGCCCUGUGGGAUUUGGCGUCCGAUAAACAAAUCCUUCAGAAUGAGCAGCCGCUUCAGGUCGCUCGUUGCACAAAGAUCAUCAAUGCCGAUUCGGACGAUCCCAAGUACAUUAUUAACGUGAAGCAAUUCGCCAAGUUUGUCGUCGAUUUGGCAGAUUCUGUGGCGCCGACUGAUAUCGAGGAGGGCAUGCGUGUUGGUGUCGAUCGCAACAAGUAUCAAAUUCACAUACCGCUCCCGCCGAAGAUCGACCCGACGGUAACGAUGAUGCAGGUCGAGGAGAAGCCGGACGUGACGUACAGCGACGUCGGCGGCUGCAAGGAGCAAAUCGAGAAGCUGCGCGAGGUCGUUGAAACGCCCCUGCUGCAUCCGGAAAAGUUCGUCAACCUCGGCAUCGAACCGCCGAAGGGUGUGCUGCUGUUCGGGCCGCCCGGCACCGGCAAAACGCUGUGCGCCCGUGCCGUGGCCAACCGGACCGAUGCGUGCUUCAUCCGCGUGAUCGGUUCGGAGCUGGUGCAGAAGUACGUCGGCGAGGGUGCGCGUAUGGUGCGCGAGCUGUUCGAAAUGGCGCGCUCGAAAAAGGCUUGCUUGAUAUUCUUCGACGAGAUCGAUGCGAUCGGAGGGGCCCGUUUCGACGAUGGUGCGGGAGGGGACAAUGAGGUGCAGCGAACGAUGCUGGAGCUGAUCAACCAGCUGGAUGGGUUCGAUCCGCGCGGUAACAUUAAGGUGCUGAUGGCGACGAAUCGACCCGAUACGCUUGACCCGGCGCUGAUGCGUCCCGGGCGGUUGGAUCGUAAGGUGGAGUUCGGGCUGCCGGACCUGGAGGGCCGCACGCACAUAUUCAAGAUUCACGCCCGCUCGAUGUCGGUCGAGCGGGACAUUCGGUUCGAGCUGCUGGCCCGCCUGUGCCCGAACUCGACCGGCGCGGAGAUCCGGUCGGUGUGCACGGAGGCGGGCAUGUUUGCGAUCCGCGCGCGGCGCAAGGUGGCGACGGAGAAGGACUUCCUCGAGGCGGUCAACAAGGUGAUCAAGAGCUACGCCAAGUUCAGCGCCACGCCGAGGUAUAUGACUUACAAUUAGAGAAGGACAGCGGGCAUUCGUACCGCCGCUCCUUCGAGUAUCCAGCGUUUUGUGUAUCACUUUCGUAUCAUUUCAAAAUAAAAAAAAAACAGUUCUCUUCUGGGAUACGGUUGCUUUCAUGCAGGUAGCCGAUCACGUAAAAA